AAAUCACCUGACUGUACAGUGCUGUGUUUCAGUUCCUAACAGCGGUUGUGUGGAAACGAGCUGCAGGAACAUGGCGAGUGCACAGAGAUACCGAGACAAGGUGGUGAUUGUGACCGGGGGAUCGAAAGGUAUCGGCAGGGGCAUCGUUAAAGUGUUCGUGCAGAACGGAGCUAAAGUUGUCUUCUGCGCCAGAGGAGUCGAUGAAGGUAAACACGUGGAGGACAAGCUCAAUAAGGCGGGGCCGGGUCUGUGUCUCUUCGUGUCUUGUGAUGUCUCUAAAGAAGAGGACAUUAAGAGGCUGAUCACCACGACCGUCGAGCGCUUCGGACAAAUCGACUGUCUGGUGAAUAACGCAGGCUGGCAUCCUCCGCACAAGCCCACGGACGACACCAGUGCAGAGGAGUUUCGAGAGUUACUCAACCUGAAUCUGAUCAGCUACUUCCUCGCAUCCAAGUUUGCUCUUCCGUACUUGAGGAAAACACAAGGCAACAUCAUCAAUGUCUCCAGCCUGGUGGCGUCUAUCGGACAGAAGGACGCAGCUCCAUACGUCGCCACCAAGGGGGCGAUCAUCUCUAUGACCAAAGCCAUGGCUGUAGAUGAAAGUCGCUACAAUGUGAGAGUUAACUGCUUUUCCCCUGGUAAUGUGAUGACACCACUGUGGGAGGAGCUUGCAGGCCAAACAGCCGACGCAGCCGCCGCCAUUAAAGAGGGAGAGAAUGCACAGCUGCUGGGGCGGAUGGGCACCGAGGAGGAAAGUGGACUCGUCGCUCUCUUCCUGGCCGCUGAUGCCACCUUCUGCACCGGAGUAGACCUGCUCCUGAGCGGAGGAGCCGAGCUCAACUACGGCUUCAAGAGUCAGAUUCAUAAAAUUUAAAAACAAAACAAAACACAAAACUAAUGUUUACGUCUUCUGAGCCGCUCCGUCUGUUACCGUCAUACCUCACGGUUCCUGAAAUAACAUUGUUGAUUGUGAUCAUCCAGAGUUUCUGAUUUGUGAUUUUUUUUAAUGAUCUUUUAAUGCACGGGAUGUUAUUUACUCACACAUUCCUGAAUCUCAGGCGUUCAGACUGAACGCUUUCUCUAACAGAACUGUGUCUGUUGCACAUUUUCAUCUGAUUUCAGAAAUUAAGACUUUAAAUAAAAUUAAAUGAAAUACA
Messenger RNA from Ictalurus punctatus (channel catfish), 1157 nucleotides. RefSeq names its product hydroxysteroid (17-beta) dehydrogenase 14 (gene hsd17b14). Bases 71 to 874 code for a protein of 267 amino acids. Gene Ontology annotation, cellular component: cytosol. Gene Ontology annotation, molecular function: estradiol 17-beta-dehydrogenase [NAD(P)+] activity. The record is from RefSeq and is a predicted model, not a curated record. Lineage: Eukaryota; Metazoa; Chordata; Actinopteri; Siluriformes; Ictaluridae. The transcript is spliced from 9 exons. Gene Ontology annotation, biological process: steroid catabolic process.